CGAUGAGUAAUAUAUACGUUGUUUUUACUACCGCGUGGUUUGAAAAUACAAAACCAUACCGUCUUUCCUUCUGCUUUAUUGACCACGGUUUUUGAUUGAAGUCAAUAAUGGUGUUAUAACAUCCCUUAAGCCCUUCAGACACCACGUUGGAAUUCUGGCACGGAUUAUUAUAUUAUAAUACUAUUGGACGCAAUCUUUCUCAAUACGCCAUUGGUGCAAUUACUUGCAGAGUAACCUUCGUUAAUCGAGUGAACUUAUUUGUGGUUGUUAUUCUCACGAGGCAGCUUUCGAGUAACAUUCAGUUCAUAAUAAUUGUUAUUUGUUUGUUUAAUAUACUCUUUGUCAUUCUAACUAUAUUUUGUUACCUUGGUUUUAUUAACAGACAGGCACUUAUGGUUUUUACUAUUAAUUUUCUUGGUAUAUUAUUAUCAAACUAGUGUAUCGACAUACCGUUUAUAAGCUCCUUUUGCUGGGAAUCACCACAAAGGUUAAGCCAUAUCAGUCACAUUUUUACUCGUUUAUAAGUCACCUUACUUUUAUGUCAAAACAAAGUGGUUUUUAAUUUUGUUGAUUGAGGUUGAAUAAAAUCAAGUCUGAUUAUCAAUAGUUCACAUAUAAGUAUUUGUCUAAGCAAUCUUAUAAUGUUUUUGUGUCGUUCCUCCAAACUAAUCUGAAAAUCCAGAUGAGGUAGAAAUCAUUAAUUAGCUUAAAGAACUAACUCACUAUUAAGCUAAGUAUCAUAGCAACUCAUGAAAAUGUAAAAAGACAAACCGUUUCGUACCUGAAUGUUCUCUUGUUUAUAUUUAUUUAUUUUAUUUUAACAUAUAGAUAUUGGUACAAGGAAGCACCAAGUACAUAUGCGCCACACAAUUCUCAUUCGAUAUGUGUGAGGGCUGUGAUACUACCCGGGUGCCCAAACCGAAGCAGGUGGUUUUCUUAGGAGGCCACACCCCGAGCCUUCGACUUGAGGAUCUGGUCCACAAGGCAGUGGAGCAUCGUGAGGAGAUACAUUCCCAUGGUAGCCGGUGACCAACGAUUGGUUCAUACGCCAUACUGGAGCCCAUGUGCACCGUUGAUUUGGAAUCCGGUUAAAGCGCCGGACACUCGCUUUUCGUCCUCUCAUUUUCGUAAACAACACCCUCGCCACGAGAAGGCAGUGAGUAGGACUUCCCUGGCAGAGGCUAUAUACUCGUGGCCAUGUGAGACCAUUUCGAAAGGGAGAGCGAACUCUCCCCAUUCUCGGCCGUACCAGGGGAUUUGGGGGCAAACGUGAUAUCUUACUUAGGUUGAGUUGUGACUGGUACUUACUUACUUACCUACAACUGUUACUCCUCGUAAAAGAGCAUAGGCCGCUCACCAUCAUUCUCCAUCCAGCCCUGUCCUUGGCAGUCUUUUCCAGCUCCUUCCAGUUGUUAUUCAUCCUUUACAUAUCUGCUUCUAUUUACCGACGUAAAGUGUUCUUUGGCCUUCCUCUUUUUCGCUUCCCUACAGGAUUCCAAGUUAGGGCUUGUCUCGUGAUGCAGUUUGACGAUUUGAGUAGUGUAUGUCCUAUCCAUUUCCAUCGUCUUUUCCUAAUUGCUUCUUUGGCUGGAAGCUGGUUUGUUAUCUCGCAGAGAAGGCUGUUGCUGAUGGUAUCCGGCCAAUGGAUGUUUAGUAUCUUGCGUAGACAGCUAUUUAUAAAUACUUGCACCUUCUUGAUGAUGGUUGUUGUAGUUCUCCAAGUUUCAGCUCCGUACAGUAGAUCUGCCUUGACAUUCGUAUUGAAGAUUCUCACUUUGAUAUUGGUUGACAGUUGUUUUGAGUUGUAUAUAUUGUCCAACUGUAGGAAUGCUGUCCUUGCUUUGCCAAUCCUCGCGUUUACGUCUGCAUCGAUUAUGCUUCCCAGGUAUUGAAGGAUUCCACAUCUUCCAGAGUUUCGCCAUCAAGUGUGAUUGGAUUACUGUUCUACGUGUUGUAUUUGAGGACAUUGGUUUUCCCCUUGUGUAUGCCGAGACCUACUGAUGCAGAGCCUGCUGCUUCACUGGCUGUCUUUAUCUGCAUUUGUUCGUGUGUAUCGGACAGAAGGGCUAGGUCAUCUGCGAAGUUAAAAUCGUCUAAUUGAUUCUGAGUUGUUUAUUGUAUUCCGUGUUUUCCCUCAGAUGUCGAGGUCUUCAUAAUCCAGUCGACCACCAGAAGAAAGAGGAAUGGAGAGAGUAGACAGCCUUGUCUGACUCCGGUGCUUACUUGGAAUGCGUCUGUCAGCUAUCCUCCAUGCACGACCUUGCAUGUAGUCCGUCGUAUGAGUUCCGGAUAGUGUUGACAAUCUCCUCAGAAACUCCGUAGUGUCACAGAAGUUUCCAUAACGUUCUCCUAUCCACACUGUCAAAUGCCUUUUCAUAAUCAAUGAAGUUGAUGUACAGUGACGAGUUCCACUCAAUUGAUUGUUCGACGAUGAUCCGUAGUGUCACAAUUUGGUCUGUGCACGACCGAUCCUUACGGAAUCCAGCUUGUUGAUCUUGAAGUUGGUCAUCUACUGUGUCUUCCAUCCAGUUUAGCAACACUCUGUUGAAAACUUUUCCUGGUACUGACAGUAGUGUGAUGCCUCUGUAGUUUUCCAGUUGCUCACAUCUCCUUUUCUUGGCAUCUUAAUGAGUUCUCCUUCUUUUCAGUCCGUCUGCACUUGUCUUCUCAAAUCUUUCUCAAUGGGAUGUGAAGUAUGCUUGUGGUUGCUUCUAUAUCUGACUUUGGUGCUCCAGCUGGUAUACUAUCAGGUCCUGCUGCUUUCCUAAUCUUGAUUUUUCUGAUGGCCAUCCUGGUCUCUCCGAUCGUUGGUGGAGUGAUAUAUAUGGGAUGGUUUGUAGUUGUUGCUUCGAUGUCCGGUGGAUUCAAUGGAGCUGGUCUAUUCGAGAGUUCCCCAAUAUGUUCUACCCAUCUAUUCCUCUAUUCUUGAAUCUCAGUGAUUGACUUGCCUCCUUUGUCUUUAACUGGCCUCUCUGGUUUAACAUUUCCCUGCCAGUUUCUUCAUUGUAUCAUAUAGCUGUCUCAUACUUCCUUCUCCUGAAGCUUUUUCCCAUGUCGUUGCUGGGCCUUUCACGUAUUUCUGCUUGUCGGCUCUAAUGCUCUUCUUCACCUGCUUGUUUGCUUCCGUGUUUUUAGCGUGUUCCUUGACUUUCUCUGUCCUUGUUCGGUUGUUGCUAAUUGCUGUGUUCUCGUUUUUCCUUUUUUUUGAUCCUGUCCAGUGUUUCUUUAGAGAUCUGUUCUUUAUGAUUAUGCUUCUUUCGGCCCAGAACCUCUUGACACGUUGAAAUUAGUGCUUUCUUUAUCCCUUUCCAGUUGUCCUCCAUAGUAGAUUCUUCUCCCUUCAGUAGAUCCUGUGAGGCUUGGAACCUGUUGUUGAGAUUUAUCUUGAAUUCAUUGAGUUUGUCAGUAUCUCGAAGGAGGGCUGUAUUGAACCUUUGUAGUGCUGUUUGUCCAGUUCUUCUUUAGCUUCAGUUUUAAAUUGGCCACAACCAGGUGGUGAUCUGAAGCUUUGUCAGAUCCUCCCCAUGGUUCUCACAUCUUUUAUUGUCCUUGGAAACUUUUUAUUGAUGCAAAUAUGAUCUAUCUUGUUCUCUGUGGUGCGGUCCGAUGAGGUCCAUGUAGCCUUGUGCAUACGUUUGUGUGGAAAUAUUGUGCCUCCUAUGACCAAUUUGUUGAAUGCACACAAAUUCGCAAAUCUUUCUCCAUUUUCGUUUCUCUCUCCCAGUCCAUGUCGUCCCAUUAUGUCUUCAUAUCCAGUGUUGUCUAUCCCGACCUUGGCGUUUAGAUCUCCCAUCAGAAUGGUGAGUUCCUUUCUUGAGCACUUUUCUAUGAUUGAUUGCAGCCGCUCAUAGGAUUGAUCUUUAAUGUCGUCGUUACUGUCAUUGGUGGGUGUAUAACAUUGGAUAAAAUUCAUUGUGAUCCCCUCCUUCUUUGUUUUGAAUGAUACUUUGAUUAUACUGGAUCCGUGAGAUUCCCAUCCUAUAAGUGAAUUUCGUGCUAAUUUGGACAGCAUUAGAGCAACUCCCUGAGUGUGUGGAGCAUUUUCCUCUUCGUGAUCGGAGUAUAGCAGCAUCCGAUGGGUUUCGCUGAUUCCCAGUACUUCCAAGUUGUUUCUCCUCAUUUCCGUUGCUAUUUGACUGGUCUUCCCGGUCUCCCACAUUGUCCGUACGUUCCAUGUACCUAUAAAAAUUGUUGCUCUGGUUCUUAGGAGGGGCAUCGGCCUCGUGGCUUCCGAAGGGACUCGGCUUUCACCAUGAGGCGUCAUAUUUCUCCUAAAUGAAUACCUUCUGACUCCCAGGGCAGUGUUUAAAUGGUUUGAAUUAUUUUUUCUGGUUAUCGUUUUUUAGCGAGUUAGUUUUCUGCGGGAUGGAGUUGCUAACCCCAUGCACAGCCCUCCUCCGUUACUCGAGCUUGGGACCGGUGGUAACUCUAGAAGAGCUACAGGCGGAGUUCAUCAGGCUCAUAGCAAAACGAUUUUGAUGGCCUAGUAUGGAUAAAGACGUAAGGGAGUGGGAACACUCUUGCCAGAAAUCUAAAUUAAUUAGGCGCUGCAAAUGUCCAUUGGGCCCUUUUAAGACUUGAGACGCCCGUUUCAACCAUGUUCGUCUGGAUUUGAUAGGACUCUUACCAGGUUCAAAUGGAUACUCUUUUAACUUGUGUAAACCGCUUCACUCGAUGGCCAGAAGCAGUACUCGUCAAGGACAUUACUGCUGAAACAGUGGACCGUGCCAAACAGUGGAUAGCAAACUCCGGCUGUCUUUCAACUAUCACCACAGACCGUGGACGCCAGUUCGAAUCCGGACUUCUACGUUGUCUUACUACACCACUAAAGAUUACGCGAUUCCGAGAGACCAGCUACGACUAACAGGCAAAUGGGUUGGUAGAACGCUUUCACCGACAGCUUAAAGCUUUCUUAUUAGCUGAAAACGUUUCAGAGUGGACCGACGAUUGUCUACUCAUGUUACUCGGUAUUCGCAAUGUAGUGAAAGCUUACAAUGGAUAAACUGCAGCUCAACUCGUUUAUGGACCGACAAUCCGACUUCCAGGAGAAUUCGUGGGUCCUCCACGUUAUUCACUGACUAUGGGCUUGUAGAUGCAAUACGUUCAGUUUAAUCUAUUUCCACUCGACCUCAGUCAACUAGUGUUUUCGUUCAACCUGCCUUACGACAUAGUGCACACGUCUUUGUAUGUCACGACUCACAUCGACAACCUCUUGAAACAGCAUAUGAAGGACCCUUUAAAGUUCUUCAGCAUGAACCUAAGUACCAUACAACCGAUAAGAAUGGAACUAACGAUAGCAUCAGCGCCGACUGCAUCGAAGCCGCGUACUUAGAAGAAAAUCCUAUUCAUGUCGAUUUUUCUUCGGUGUAAUCAAAAGGUACGAUACCUCAUCUAAUAGCCAGCAAUCACGAUGACACUUCGAUGGCAUCUGACAACUGAUUCAAAACAACGCAUUGUGGAAGAAGGGUAAGGUUUCCGGAACACUUGAAUGAUUACUGCACGUAUGACACUAAAUAAAAUUUCGUUUCGUCUCGGUUUUUCUUUGUAUUAUGUCAAAAAAACUUUUUAAUAUGUUUAUAUCUAUAUAUUUCAUUCCAGAAAACAAGUUUUUUGUUGCUAAUAUGCUCGCUUUUAUGUGUAAAUGUUCUUUUUUUUUCAAAAGCCAGACCAAUCAUUCUGCGAAAAUCGUUUUUACGCCAUUGCAUGUUUACGAAACACAUGUGUAUUAGUUUAUUUUCCUUUCCACCCAUUUUGUGUCUCUACACAUACGAGUAUAAUUCGACAUGCGUUUACGUAUCCUUUCUUUUUGUUUUCUAGGACGGCCGGGAAAGAUGAAAGAACGAUGAAGUUUACUAUGAGUCGAAAUUUUCACUGUACCCGUUUCUUAAUUAUUAUAUUGUACCACAUGGCCUCUUGUAGUAAGGAAAGACGACCAGACGCUGCCGAACAUAGAAAGCUAUCAGAAGAGUGUUUACUAACGAAAAACACGUUGGGUUUAAACUUCUAGUUGGCCACGUCUUAUGGUCAUCACUACCCCAUAAUCGGGUAGUGAUCUGUAGUGGUUAAUAAAUCCCCAUAAUCAAUAGUUCUGUAAGUCUUCGACAUUUGAUGCUGACCACAUCAGUUUUAAUGGACUCACCUAGCUGAAGACGCUCGGUCACGCAUCUGCACCAGAUCACGAGUGAGAACGCCGUGCUCAACUUCUCCUGCAACCGCUAGCCAGUUUAGAUCAGUACCUCUCGAUAUACUGAUAACCUAUCAAAUAUUUCUUCUGACCUUCCCACUUCUGACUUUUGAUGGGCAGGGUGGGUAGGAUUCAAUUAUAGAAGAUGUUAUUGGUUAAAGUGUUGUCAAACUAUAAAUACUCGUGGCAUCUUUACAUCAGACACGAUAAUGAGUUAACUGAACAAGUAAAUCUUAAUUUAAUACGCAGUAGUGUUAAUGCUAUUACUAGGUUAAAGGCUCAGAAGCUGAGAAUGACUAGUAACAAGCCAAUAUCUGCCUUGUUGAUUAUAUGAUGAUUAGCAUUACCUACAAUUCUCCCAUUUCAAAAAGUAUAAAUAUCAGAUGUGCAAUAAAAAAAUCAUCAUUCACUGAACCGCACGUUUCACUGGUCAAGUAGGGCGCUUUAUUGAUGUAAGAUCCAUUCUGAAGAUUUUGUGUGUGAAAAUCCCUCCAUGUAUACACUUGUAGUUUAUUCUUAUUGAUUCCUUCAGUUUUACAUUCUGUUAGUCUUUUUGAUUUCAUUUGAGAUGGUAAUGUUUUUAUUUCAUUGUAAUUUUUACUUUCGUUACGCUUUCACUGAGUUUCCGUAUUUCUUCCCGAACUGCAUUUACGUUGUUUUAGUUUAUACUUAGUCUCAGCGGCAGCCAUAGAAUUGCUCCCCCUGUGAUUGUGUUGCUUGCAUUGACUGGAAUUGUACAUUUUUGAUCAUGGAUUGAAGCACUCUUCCGGAAUUGGAAACACUGUGUUAUAAAGCAACCAAAUAAUGUCUUUCGAACGAAUCUGUACGUGAUCUAUCUAGAAAGGAUAGAAUAACAUAUAUUUGGUGCUCUUACAUCCUUUAUCAACUUAUUUAUUUAUUGUAAUCUAGAUUCCAUUACAGAUUGAACAAUUAUUGGUUGAAUAAAUGGUAGUAAUAUUUGUUUAGAACCGUCAUUUACCGAAUCACUUAAUUUUGGUUUCAACUGGGCAAAAGCGUGUGUCUAAACUGCCUAGACAUUUAUUCCCCAGUCCAAACCCUAGUUUCCAUUCUAGAGUUGGUACACUUAAAAGUGCUCUGAAAAAAUCAAAAUGGGAGGGGACCGCCGAGGAGACCAAGAGAGGUCCCUGCUUAUCUAUCAUUCUACAUCGAACACUCAGACGAUUAACGGAGUCUGCUCACCAGAAGCUUUACUUGGCAGAAAGAUAUGAGCACGAUCUAAAUAAAUGUCAAAAAAUCAAGGCUGAAGUAUUCGUUCACUCCUUUAUUUCGUAUGGGGAUUAUAUUCCAUAUUAUUUCAUAUUGGAUGUUGAAAAAUUUGUGCGUUUGAGAAGAUAGCCUCACACCCCAAAUAGAGACCCCUUCACUACCAGUCUGGUUUCUUCUAUCAGUGGAACGAGGGUUAUCCACCGGCACGAACGACUAUGGUGGCGUACAUCCUACAUGAAAUGCUGGUCGGGUCGUGCAGAAGAAAGUAUACUUUGCGAGAUUUCAGUUGGCUCAGAAGUUCGAAUGCGUCAUUCCAACCAAAUGAAAGCAACUUUGAUCACUAGCAACGAGACUCGGCAUAGAAUACCUCUUGAUGUCCUACUGGAACUUGUGAAAUCAAAACCCCUGUAACAGACAGGUCAGUCUCCGUUCAGGUAAGGAGUAACAUCAUUUACUUAUUGUUUAGAGGGUAGACAAAUUGAGAUCACAGACCAGUCACGCGAUUACAGGUGGACCCUGGCACUAGAUCCUACGAAUCUGCUCAAAAGGAAUAUAGAUUGGAUUAAAGCAUGUUCCGUGCAGGAUUGAGUUGGGGUACUCUCAUUGUCUAGAAAAACUUGAUCAAUGAGGACUGGCAGAUACUUGGAGUAGAUUGGAAUUUCCUCAUGUAAAAAUGAUUAGUAAACUAACAUUCUUCUUAUUGUGGUUCCUACUUCCAUCAAACCUUGUUGUUUAGAGUGUAAUUACGUUCCUGUGUUCUGUUUUAAGGACUUGUCGAAUGAGGUAGUGUCCAAGAAUACUAAGCAAUAACAGUAGCUGGGUUGGAAACCAUAACAACAACCCAUUUCAACCAGCGUAUUAUGAGCAUGCUGUAGUUUCUUGUUUGUAGUGUUACCUUAGCAUAUCUUUCAAGCUCUAUUUGCUUGACAUAUAGAUUUCACUUAUAAUGAAUGUGUAAAACGCUUAGGAAUUGUGUGUACUGGCUGGCUGAAGAACUAUUCCUAUACGCAUCUAUACUGAUAGAACCACGUUUCUUUCUGUUUAAGCAGACGCUGGGGAAAUAUAGUUUGCUAUCAAGUUCUUCCCUCGUAAAUCCAAUUGCUGAAUGUUUUAUGUGAAAUGUAACCGAGAUUUCUUUUCUAGUUUUCUGAUCAGUGAUAAUGAAACCAUCAUCAAUGUAAAGGCAGUAGAAGUCAAUCUUAUCAACAACCUCUCUGAAAACAAGAUGCAACAUCUACAGUUAUCAUCCGUUUCCCAUUAAAGUUUAUAUGUUCCACCUUGGAAAUGAAAUUCUAAACAUCUUUAACGCUUCCACUGACAACUAGUUUGUAUAGGAGAUCUAGGGUUUCGAACUAACUACUUUGCAGUUUUAUGAUAUGGUAAGUUAUACGCAUCUAGAACUGAACGAAGAGGAAGUUCUAUAGCGACUCACGUGCAAAUGAGUUUAGUCUCAUCUAACGCAGUUAAGCCCUUUUGCUGACUCAUUUAGCGGACAAAGUCAUCCGCACUAUAACAACUUAUUGUACCCUUAUUAUUUUGUGCUUGUAUGAAAUACGUAUGCUUGAAUAUUGCUUACGGCCUACGCAUUUAUUCACUCUGCUAGUCUUACUACUAACUGAUUAUUUGAUUCGAUUACUCAUUCAUUUCACAUGCUAUAUAUAUGUCCAUGUUAUUCAUACUCACUCACUAACACACUCUCGUCUCGCUUUUGCUAUGGCUCUCGCUCGCUUGCUUGCCUUUCGGCACAACUCUUCUAUGCUUGUUUAACGCAUCUGUACAUUUGGAUAUAUGUGUGUGGUCUCGCAAUAAACGUAAUCAACACUUCGUAUUUGCCUUCUGAUUAAUAUACCGUUGGGACGUUAUAUAAAACGGUUAUCAAGACGAACUGUAUACGAAGUUUAAGGAUUAUAUCGAAUACCGACCACCACAGUUCUGACUUGUGGACUUUGGGUAAACCGUAGAGCUGUGGUGUGUAUAAUCCAACGGGUUUAUGUGUAUCUUGAAUGACUGGAGUAUUUAUACCUUGAUCCUUCAAUUUUUAAACUAAUUAGUCGGUAAUUUCUGUUUUCACAUUUAUAUCCCUAACCUUGUCGAGUUUUUGAAAUCCAGUCGGAUUAUUCAAAAUCAAGUUCAUUUUAUUAAUGUAAUUAGUUUUGUUGAUUAGGAGGGGAUUCUUUGGGUGAGUUUAGCUUUAUUACUUUUAGGAUGUGCUUCUUAUGACCUUCAUUUGUGGGCAGGUGGCAUCUGAAGAUUCUAGUUGCCGGUGGGAAAUGCUUCAAGAGAAUCACACUUUUGUACGGUCAACAGUACGACUUCACCGCCACACUUUAAGUUAAGGUUCUUUAAUUGACACUUCUUGCAUUUUAUAACUUAAAGGAACAAGUAAUCCAGCCAGCAUGACUCGAUAAGGUCAUAAUUCUGGUAAAUCUGACCACCAUAUCUGAGUGGCAGGUAAGGUUGGUGUGUGGUGAUUUGAACCGAAGCACAUAUAUGCCAAGUUCUACCUCGCUUAUGAAAAACUGAUGAGGGUGACCUUCUCAUCCUCCCAUAUGGCCGCCGCAAAUCUCAAAGCAUUUCGUACCAGCAGACACCGGUUGCCAACUGAAGUCCAUGUGCAUCCGGUUGGGCCACAUGAUACUGGGGUGUAGCACAACAGGAAAUUGAAGCUGACUAUUCCAUUUAUGGACUGCAAAGACAGUGGAAAAACGUAGAAAGGACAGGGACUACCAACUCGGAAAACCCCGUCUAGGUAGGUUACCUGUCCAUUCACAUUGGGCUCAAACAGAUAAGCAGGAUGCGGGAGUUCACUAGUUUCAAGUUGGAAGCAUAAAACUGCUUAAAUAUGAACACCGCGAGUUUAUCGAAUAAAAUGGAUGAACUUCGUGAACCUAGUAGUACUAAUAAUACUCAUUUGAUAGGAAUAUCUGAAACAAGGAUAUCUCAAUUUACGGACCAGGAGUUAGCAAUACCCCGGAUGUUUUGGUUUCGCAGCGACGGGAAUGAGGGUGGAGCAACCACGUACCUGAGAUCUUGCUUGUAAGUACAUCGAGUGCACGACCAAGAGGUAUUCAAACUUGGUGCAUCUAUAUGGUGCUCAGUAAGAUUGUCUACCACCCCGAGGUGUCUAGUUGGAGUCAUUUACAGGAAGCCGACUGCUGACAUGAAGUACGAAGUUCUGGAAUUCACUGCCGGCUGAGCUAGUCCCAGCGACUUCUCAAAAGUCCUUUAAGAGAAAUCUUAACAUACACUUUAGGACUCAAGACAGUAUUUCACUAUGAUUUACCAAGUUUUUUCUUUUUACGCUUUUGUCGUUUAUAUACCUAGAUACUUACCUGGAGGCAUCGGUGAUCCAGUACUACUAGAUGCGGUGGCGCGUUAAGCUAAGGCUUCUUCUAUUCCGUCCAGAACGAUUUAAACUGACUGACUUAGCCGAUUUAAACUGAUAAAAAUUUGAGUAAUGUGUUUCACAAGAUAAAACGAUAUUAACAAGUCACUGAGUAUCACAUUCGAAAGUCACAUCUUCCAGCUAGUUAAUCACACCAACUCAAGGUGUUUGCCAAGAUUCAGUUGAAACAAGCUGAAUUUCAGGAAUGAGACUUGACACUUAUAAAACUUUACUUCGGAUAAGAAUGACCGGUUUCUUUGUUAGUAUUCUGUAUUGAUAUGCCCCAUCUUUCAGGUCCAUUUGGGAACAGUCAUUUUUGAUAAUAUAAGAUAAAUGAGUAGAUCCUAAUGAACACGAACGAAAAGACAUUUCUCUAAGAAGAUGAUCAAUGACUGAAAUUCCUAAUUGAAGCAAUUGAUGUUGCUUUCAUCGAAAGUGUUUUUGGGAUAGAAAGUGUUGUUUGGAAGAAGUCGACAGAAAGCCCUACCUAACCUAGGUUUCGUGUUAUUGUGGACUCGUUAGUGUGUUGUGUCUGUAAUCUAGAUGGAAUCGAGUGGAAUUUGAACUGAUGAUUCCUUCGUACUUGUUGAAUGCUUGAUUUCGAAUUCUAAAUACAGUAAUAAUUCAAAUACUUCUAAUUAUCACAUUGGCGUCACGAUGUAGCCUGUGGUGGAAUUGUUGGAUAUACAUUCAGAUCUUGAUGCUUUUGAGAAUUACUUUGAAAGGUUCGAAAUUUGGGCUAUGACCAAGGAAGAUGGUGAGGAUGUUAAUAUUGUAGCACUUUCUCUCACAUUCAUCGGAAAAGAAGCAUAUGGCUUAUUAAAAACUCUGGCUUUACCGGAAAAGCCCAUUUCGCUUUCUUAUACAGCUCUCAAGGAACUACUACUAGACUACGUUAAGUAUACAAAUUUCGGUUGCGGUAGAGGGAGAAUUCAUAAAAUGAUUCAUGAGGAUAUAAAAAAUUCCACUGCAUUACGUCAUCCCAGUCCAGUGCAUACUGAAGGUUAUGCAGAUAAUUCAUUAGGGAGUUGCGAUGCAGUUCACGAAAAUAGGCACAAGUUUGGUCAAUGCUUGUCCUGUGGCAUGUUCCACUCUUUUAAUCAAUGCAAAUUUCGUAACUCCAGGUGCUUUAAAUGUGGUGAUAUUGGACAUAUUCAGUCAGUUUGUAAUACUACUGUUCAUCUUGCUGCAACUGAUAUUAAGUUUUGUAAUUCUGAUUCUACUGAGUCGAGUAUUCAUAAUGAUCAUUUAUCUUUAUCAACGAUUUUAAGACAGUGUAGAGUCAUAUAGCAGUUUGGAGUUAAAUGAAACUCAGAAUCCUUGUAAGACAAAAGUUUCUAAUCAAUCAAUUUAUCAGAAUUCUCAUGUUAUUGUACCAGGUAUGACUUUUCCUAAUGAUUCACUUGUUUCUGAUGAAAUUUCUUGCAAAUCUGAGGAAAAUAUGUCGAAUGAACCUAGUCAUGAUAGAAAACCUGAUGUAGUUUUGAUGGACGCUGAUUUUUCUAAUGGUUCUUUACUCUGCAAUGACAUUCUUAAUAAAUUAGAGGAAACUAUUCCAGAAGAUUCAAAUCUUGAUGUCAUACCAAAUAUUAUUUGUCCUCAUAAUGCAUUUGUUUCUUGUGGGAAACUUGUUCAAUGCGAAGCACAAGUACUAAAUGACCUCGAUUUUGAUUACAAUUCGGAUGAUUCCAUAUCAACUGCUGUUUAUCCUUAUCAAAAAACACUUCUAAUAUUUACUAUAACCAAUGUGAGAAAUAUGUUUUAAAUGAAGCCACAUCAUCCAUAAAUUGGGGAUAUGAAGAUCCAACAUGAUUUCGUGGGGAGGGUAGAAUAAAAGUUUAUGGUUCAAAUUCUAGGUUGCAGCGGUUUCAGUACACAACCGGCAUGCUGAUUACACAAUCCCAGGAAGAAGGUGAGUCUGUUUUGAUUUCGGUUGUUAAUUCCAAUACUAAUGAGCACAUUCUAGAUAAUACAGACUUUUUAUCCAACACAACGUCGGACAGAUACAGGAUAAACUUAAGAAGACGUACAAUCGAUUACAGACACUCAGUCUCGAAUUUAAGCUGUGGCGGAUGUGAUGCUUGAAUGAACUGAUGAUUCCUUAGUACUUGUUGAAUGCUUGAUUUCGAACUCUAAAUAAGGUACAUUCGUUUGUGGUUAUCUAGUACUUCUUGAUCCGAUUAUGUUAUUUCUGGGAUUCUUAGUUCAUACUAUAAUUCAAAUACUUCCGAUUAUCACAAAUCGAUGCUCUCUCGUAUAUUCGAUCCUUUGUUACACAGCUUCGCAGCCAGAGACGUUAUUAUUGAGCUAUUUGGGCCACGACUGACACCUUGUAGGACUGAGAUGUUUUCACAAGUGACUGAUUACCUUGUGGUAGCCGAUAUCAUGAAUAAUGAUUCUAUUAGUUUGUAGCGCCUGGUCCUAUGUCGAGCUCACAUAUCUUAUUCUAGCAUCCGGACAAGCUGGUUUAUCCAUUCUAAUCAAACCAUAUUUUGACCAUGUUAAUUAUUCACUUAUCAACCUUUAAUGGUUUUAUAUGACCGUAUAUGUGUGCACUUCUUAUCUCAUCCAUCAUAUAUCUGUAACUUAUUUUUAUCUGACUAUAAAUAUUGAUUAAAGCUUGAUUAAAUGAAGUUGAUUCACACACCACCGCGCGUCAUUUAGCUUCGCUUUCUUCUGUUUGCCCUAUCCCUCUCAUUUCAUGUCCAGAUCGUUGAGUGUACAAAAUAUGUGUAUUCAAUAUCCAUUCUCGUAUUCGAAUUAUUGAAUUACGUUAUUGACUAACGCGAUUUCAGUUGAUUAAAUAUACGAGGAUAGCCAACUUGUGUAUUUCAAUGACAAUUAGAACAAUCCAAUUGGAGUCAGAUUCAUGGCCACUAAAAAUUUAACUUGAAUAAAAUUUACGAAUAAAUAACAACGAAAAUAUAUUGAACAGAUUGAUAAAGAAACUACAUAUUUCAUUUUGAGUCUGAAAUGAUUUGAUGAUUUUUACAUUGGUUUUCAGGAGAACCAGACACCAUCCGGACUUUCACGUAAAAACCCAAACAGUACAGCUCAACCCCGUUUAGCAGAGGAACCAGACACCGUACAGGCUUUAACGCUACAAUCUGAAUUGUACAGCUCAAUCCUGUGGCGCAACCACACAGGUACCAAGCACCCUGGUGGACCAUUCGCACCAUUCAUAUACACACUCACAUCACAUGUAUAGUUAUUCCGAUCAAUGAUCGCGUGAAUCAAUUAUGCACAGCACGAACAGGCCAAAGUUGACCUAUUCCGCUUACACGACAGUCAAACUCAUUAGUAUUAGCAAUGGCGGCAUGCCUUACAAUGUCUCAAUGACAAUGGCCCUCGGGAACACUGAAAAGCAACCACCAGUAUGAAUGAAAUCGGUUAACCAGCAAACCAAUUUUUGCAUGAACAGUCAGCAAAACUUGCCAAAGCAAUGCCGAACCGUCCACAAUAACAAUGGCGAACCUCCAGGCUCAUAUGAGACCUUCAGCUCUAUAUAGCCAUGUAGCUUAUACUGCAUACAACACAUGUGUAGUGUAGUAAGCGAAAUAGCCCAGCCUGAAGCGUUAGGGCUUAAAUAAGGCUUAAAACCCACUGUCUGAUGUCGGAAUACUAUAAUUAGACCACCAAGAUCGUUUUUAUCGUAUUUGCGAAAAUUUCAUUUUUCCGACUUUUCAGACACUGAGUUAUGUGAUGACAAUUUUUGUCAUGAACUGGGAUCAGCUGGGAAGCCAUUGUAAAGUAGGCCGAAAUGUUUAAUAAGUACUUCAUUCUACCCACUGGAUUUUCCAGCUGAUAUUUAUUCAACAUAAGAGCUCUCACCAAAAAGAACUUAAUCUGAAUGAUUUCUCGUGAGUUCCAUAUGUUUUUCAAUUGUAGGGAAGAGGCUCUUACCUUCACAUUUGCAUCAGAUCCGCCUUGUUUAUCGGUGACUAUGUCCAGGUACGUGUAGGUUUCCACCUCUUCCAGGGCUUCGCCAUCAAGUAUGAUUGUGUUGGUGUUCUUUGUGUUGAAUUUCAAGAUCUUGCUCUUUCCCUUGUGUAUGUUGAGGCCUACUGAUAUGAUUUAGUUGUAUAUAAUAUUGGCUUCAUCGUGAUGUUAUGUUUGUGCGUUUUAGGUAAGUCAUACAAGUAGGGUUAUUGCUGUCCUUUCGGUUUGAGUUCGUUGUAUGUAGGAUUCUAGAUUAAGUUCUUCUUCAAGAAUUCUCUCAACUUUUUAAAGACGAUUUUAAAUAGCGUCUGCUAGGUCUUUCGGAUAUUGUUGAUGACAAAUCUGGUGGAAUCAUUUAAAAUGAACAUUUACUUUCUUAUGUAUUCGUCUGUUUUUAGAGUGACUACACAGGAAGCUUUGUCUAGUCGGAUUACCAUGAUUGUUCCCUCUUUUAUAAGUUUUCUCACUGUUUGCUGAUUACCUGUAGUUAAUACCUUAGUUUGUGUAAUAUAUAUAUAUAUAUAUAUAUAUAUAUAUAUAACACAGACGUUAGAAUAAGUCGUUUAUCCGACAGUUAUAUUAUACACUUUGUCAGUAAUAUGUUGUCUUUUUCAUAUAAAAUAAAUCAUUUUACCUAACGUAAGUCUUCUCAUCAUUAUAUCAGGUGCUUUAUGUUAAGUUUCACCACAAUGAGAUGUUUCAGGUAGUCAGAUAAUAAAGCUAACAAAGGUAAUUAAAGUAACCCAUUGUGCCACUGAGUAGAAAAAGAAUUAAUCUAAGAAAAUUUUCUUUCUGAAGAAAUCGUUUACUUAUGCCGUACAAUUGUAUUUAUAGCUGUUUGAUAAAUUUAUAAGUCUAUAGAAAGAAAAGACUACAUCAUAAAGUGAUUCGAGGUUUUAUAGAUGGUCAAUUAUCGCUCGUAGUUUUGACUCGUAGAUUAUUUUCAUUCUCCUCUUAUUCUCUAACCCCUUGGUUGUUAUCGAACCCCUUUUGAUGUUUGAAGUCUCGAAUCUUUUUAUGAUGCCAUCUUCUCUAUCUUCCUAUAAACUUAUUUAUCAAGCACCUAUAACUACAAAUGUGCGGCUUAAUUAAAUGAUUUGGUCGAAAAAAGUAAGUAAUAUUUAUAUGAUACAUAAUUAGACGCUUACAUGCAAGACGAAUUUUUUAUGAGUAAAAAUGUGCUAUAUCGAUGGAGAUAGAUGUUUACUUUGAAAGUUUUUAUUACGCUUACAAAUACUGUAACAAGAAUACUCUUUGUGACAAUCACAUUGGAAUAUUGAGAAAUGUAAAAGCAUAAUAAUAACGUUUUAAUGUUAUUUUUAACAGAUUUUCGACACAAUAUAAUCAAUGCUUUUACAUGUCAGUGUUCAUAAAAGCUAAAUAAGAAAAUAUGAAAUACUUUAAAGGAUAUUUUGAAUUGUAUACUCUAGAGAAGAUAUAGACGCACUGAUCAACCGAUAUCUAAAAGUUCAGAUAAUUAUGUAACGAAUAAAAAUUAAAUCUAACGAACCAAAUUAUUUAUUUUGAAUAUUAAAAUAAAACCAAACUUCGCCUGGAGUCCCUCCGGAGGCUACUGCCUGUCCCAAGCCCGGAUAAAGGAGGAGGGUUGGGCAUGGGGUUAGCGACCCCAUCCCGUAGAAGACUAACUCGCUAAAAAAAACGCUAACCAGAAGAAAUUAUUCAAAAAUUUUAAACUCUGCCCUGGGAGUCAGAAGGUCUUCAUUUAGAAGAACUACGACGCCUCAUGAUGAAAGCCGAAUUCCUUCGGAAGUCACGAGGCCAAUGCCCCUUCUGACAACCAGAGCGACCAUUUAUUUAGGUACAUGGAAUACUCGUACAAUGUCUUCCAAAUUGCUGCAGAAAUGAGGAGAUACAACCUGGAGGUGCCUGGGUUAAGUGAAACACAUUGGACGCAGGUUGGACAACAACAAAUAGCUUUAGAGGAGCUUCUGCUAUACUCCGGCCAUCAUGAAGAAAAUGCCCCACAUACACAAGGAGUUGCAUUGAUGCUGUCCAAACAAGCACAAAAUGCACUUAUAGGAUGGGAAUCUCAUGGACCAAGGAUCAUCAAAGCCUCCUUCAAAACAAAGGAAGAGGGCAUUACAAUGAACGUCAACUGUAUGACACGACAAAGAAACUCGCUGGGAAUCGCAGCAAAGCAGAACGACCAGCGAAAAGCAAGGAAGGCAAGGUAAUCACCAACAUUGAAGAACAACGGAACAGGUGGGUAGAAAACUUCAAAGAACUCUUGAAUCGACCAGCCCCACUUAACCCACCCAAUAUCGAAGCAGCCCCCACGGACCUCCCAAUCAAUGUUAGCCCACCAACAUUUGAAGAAAUCAGCAUGGCCAUCAGACAAAUCAAGAGUGGCAAAGCAGCAGGACCAGACAACAUUCUAGCAGAGGCACUAAAAUCAGACGUAGCUGUAACUGCAAGGAUACUCCACAUUCUCUUCAGAAAAAUUUGGGAUGAAGAACAAGUACAAACAGACUGGGAGGAAGCACUUCUGAUCAAAAUCCCAAAGAAAGGCGAUCUCAGCAACUGUGAUAACUACAGGGGCAUCACUGUUCUCUCAAUACCAGGAAAAGUCUGCAACAGGGUAUUGUUAAACAGGAUGAAGGACUGCGUAGACGUCCAACUUCGUGACCAACAGGCAGGAUUUCGUAAGGAUAGAUCGUGUACAGACCAAAUCGCAACUCUACGGAUCAUUGUGGAACAAUCACUUGAAUGGAAUUCAUCACUCUACAUCAACUUCAUUGACUACGAAAAGGCAUUUGAUAGCGUGGACAGAGCAACACUAUGGAAGCUUCUUCGACACUACGGCGUACCUCAGAAGAUAGUCAAUAUCAUACAGAAUUCAUAUGAUGGAUUACACUGCAAAAUCGUGCAUGGAGGACAGUUGACAAAGUCGUUCGAAGUGAAGACCGGUGUUAGGCAAGGUUGCUUACUCUCACCCUUUCUCUUUCUCCUGGUGAUCGACUGGAUCAUGACGUCAACGUCUGAAGGGAAGCGCGGGAUACAAUGGACAUCUAAGAUGCAGUUGGACGAUCUAGACUUUGCAGAUGAUCUGGCUAUUCUAUCGCACACGCAACAACAGAUGCAGGAGAAGACGACCAGCGUAGCAGCAGCCUCAGCAUCAGUAGGUUUCAAUAUACACAAAGGGAAAAACAAGAUUGUCCGAUACAACACAGCAUGCACCAAUCCAAUCACAAUUGACGGAGAAGAUUUGGAAGAUGUAAAAACCUUUACAUAUCUGGGUAGCAUCAUUAAUGAACAUGGUGGAUCUGAUGCAGAUGUGAAGGCACAGAACGACAGAGCAGGAGCAGCAUCCCUACAACUGAAGAACAUCUGAAACUCAAAACAAAUGUCUGUCAACCAGCACCAAGGUCAGGAUUUUCAAUACAAAUGUCAAGGCAGUUCUACUGUAUGGGGCGGAAACCAGGAAAACUACGAAAGCUAUCAUCCAGAAGAUACAGGUGUUUAUUAACAGUUGUCUACGCAAAAUAGUUCGGACCCGUUGGCCGGACACUAUUAGCAACAACGUACUGUGGGAGAGAACAAACCAGAUCCCAGCGGAGGAAGAAAUCAGGAAGAAGCGCUGGAAGUGGAUAGGACACACAUUGAAGAAAGCACCCAACUGCGUCACAAGACAAGCCCUCACAUGAAAUCCUCAAGGCCGAAAGAAAAGAGGAAGACCAAAAAACACAUUACGCCGAGAAGUGAAGACAGAUGAGAAGAAUGAACAAGAAUUGGAUGGAACUAGAAAAGAAGGCCCAAGACAGAGUGGGUUGGAGAAUGCUGGUCAGCGGCCUAUGCAACAUUGGGAGUAACAGGCGUGUGUUAAUACAAUUAUGUCGAAGGCUGGGAAUUAGAGUAGAAAAUAGGGUGCAAAAUAUUAUGUUUAAAUUACAAUAGUUUCGGAACAAAAAGGGUAUGCCAAUGAAUCAUACAUCGAACGAAAGCUUAUGUUCUGUAGAAUAGAUUAGGGACAAAAAUAAAUGUCAGUGUUUUACAAGCUUCGAAUAAAAUGGAAUAAUGUCCCAAAAAAUAGCUUCUUGUUUCGCUGUUCACAACAGGAACAUAAACAUAAUGUUGAAUAAACCUAAUAAUAUCAUCUUAGCAACAUGAUUUAGGUCAGUUAUAGCUUUCAUAAAUCAUAUUGUAGCUUUUGUUUACAGAGCAAUUCCUUUGUAAAUUAUUCCACGGCUAAUUCAAACUCGAAAUAUAAUAGUGAAUAUCAACUUCCGGAUGCAGGCACAUCCAGCUGAUGAGUCCCAAAUAGGACGAAACGCGUGUCCUGGAUUCCACUGCUAGCCACUGCCCGUCUUUGCUUAAAAUUCAUUUAACUUUGUUUGAUAAAACGUAAACUACUCUAAUAUAUGUACAGUAGUUCAUAUUGAAAACCCAAAAUAUUUUCGUUGGCAUGUAUUUUAAGGAAAAUUAACAGAAAUUUAUUUAUUACAAGGUUGAGAAGCUGUAACUAAAGCCUAACAAUAUACUGUACAAUUUUCUCAGUGGAUUACUUAGGUUUUCUUUAAUAAACAUCCAUUUUUUUCUAUGCUUUAUCACAUAUUAAGUCUGGUUUUCAAUCUACAUUUCGCUCUUACCCAUUAUCUUGCUUUUUAUGUUAAACUAUUUAUUAACAGAAUAUCCCGUCGACGACAUCUAGCCAUCUAAUACUGAAAUACAGUGCAUGAGAUGUCGAGUCACUUGAAAUAGUAGCCACAUUACCACUUGAUCUAUAAGAUCAGGUCAACACUAAGGAGUGGGGAUUAAUUGAUGCUAUUUUCGUUAAUUGUUGUAAUAUUUUUUUAUGUAUAGUAAGUAUUUCGAGGUAUAUUUCAUAUUCAUAUAAUUUGAAGAUAUAUGUGUUUGAACCAUUCUGUUAACUGGAUAGCUGACGUCUUGACGCCUCAUAGUUUGUUGUUUAUAAAUUUUUAGUGUUUAUGUUUGUUUUUCUUAAUAGUAUAGUACGUUCAUAGGCAAAUCUCAACUUGUUUUCAGGACUUCAUGUGGAAAUUUCCAAGAUUCAAUUCAAAAAAUUGACCAGAUGAAUUUGGUUUGAUCAAUAUAAAGAAAUGGAUGAAAUACUAGAGAUUAAACGAUAACAUAUGAAGGAUAUCAUACUAAUAAUUUUCAAAUCUGUGCGAAUAUUCAUUCGGCCGUUAGGUGAACUGUUGACAAUGAGUUCCUGACCGCUCCUUAGAUCCUCAGAACUCUUCUAAAUUGAGCCGCGAUCUGUAGGCACAAUAUAAAAAAUUGAGUUCUUUUAUGUAGAGUAAACGAGAGUAUUUACAAGUUUGUAAAUGACCUUGGUGUUUUGACGGUUUUUGAAAAUACGCAGAAUUUAGUAGCAAAAUUGGUAAUUAUAUGGUCAAAGUGUGCUAUGUAACCGUUUUGUCUGCACCUUCUAUAUACCUAUAACUUAAUGACAAAUUUACUGUGUCACUCCAUCUUCGGAGGUUUUUACUUAUCCAUCUCUCCACCCUUCCGUUCAUUGGACUGACCAUCAUUAUUGGUUGUCUUCAUUUGAAAUAUAUUCAGUGGGAAAUUUGAAAAUCGUUUUCAUUGUUCAUUGUUUUUUUAUCAUUCUGAACUGACUGAAUAUAGUGUUUUCAUCUUGUUCUCUGUUAAUGAGGGAAUUCUCCAUUGCUCCCAACAAACACAUACAUUCCAUGGGUUUAUAUAUUUUUUGGCUAUACAAAUUAUUGAAAUUACACAAGCUUAGAUUAUAUUUCAGUUUUAUUCCAAAUGUAUAACUCCUCCGUCAUACGGAACUAUGGUUGGCUGGAAUAUUUCAAGAGAUUGGAAUACUUGUAUCAUAUCAUUCAGUUUCAGUUUACUGAUAGUAUUAAAAAUAUAGAAAAUUCUAUGUAAAAUUACGUAUGCAUAUAUUAUAGUAUUUUGUUAAAAAUAAAUAUAUAACAGUACAAGAUUGAUUGAACAAUCAAUCAACACUUUUUUAGUCAAACUAUGUUAUGAACUCUUUAUUUAGAUAGUUUUCUUUAUAGGGAAAACUUAGAGGAUAUAAAACCUUUUUUUAUUUAAUCCAUCAUAAUACAAUGAUGUGAAGAAAAAAAACACAACACACUAUAUUGUGAUUUUCUAAAAUGUAAAUUGAAAAUAUUAACAUGUUAAAUAAGUGGAAAAUAUUAUUUUGAAAUAUAAUAACCUUUAGAAAUUAAUAUUACACCAAUCAUUACACCAGUCAUCAAUUAUAAAUUAUGCAACUUCUAGAGUCUUUCAAUCAAUUAACAAUAGAAUAUAUUACAUGAAAAGAAAAAAAAACAUGAUAAAUAAAUAAAAAACCAUCGAGUUAUUCCUUAGCUUUUAUUUGUUUGAUAAAUAAAUAAUAUCUUAAGAGAUAUCAAAUUUCAAGUGAGAAAUAAUCAUAUAAAAAUAGAAUUCUAAUUUAUUUUACC
Messenger RNA from Schistosoma haematobium, 21157 nucleotides. RefSeq lists its product as uncharacterized. The transcript is spliced from 2 exons. Gene Ontology annotation, molecular function: zinc ion binding; nucleic acid binding. NCBI's taxonomy places the organism in Eukaryota, Metazoa, Platyhelminthes, Trematoda, Strigeidida, Schistosomatidae. The record is from RefSeq and is a predicted model, not a curated record. Bases 11538 to 12086 code for a protein of 182 amino acids.